AUUAAAUCAUGCGAUGGCAACCUUUACCCGGAUGACCAUGGUUGCCCAAUGACUGCCUGUCUGUGAGGCAUGGAGGGCAUGGAGGGCAUGGAGGGCAUGCGACACCGGCGGCACGAGGAAUCCUUGGAAGGUCAGAAUCGUGGCGCGCGGCCAGACAUUUAUUCACAGCGCAGGGAUAAUGAGAGUGGGCAGGCGUUUCCUUUUUCGUCAUGUGCAUCUUCUCCAGAAAAAAAUCAUUCAGGAGAACAGCGAAUUGACCUCCAGGGGGCUUUUAUCACUGAACCAGAAUCAUUUUCAUGGGAGGAAAGUUCUUGGAUAUCCUUGGUCGAACAAAGCAUCACCUCGAGCAUAGAAGAACGCGAGACUCUCAUUUGUGAGCUGAAACAGGUUUUGGGGACAGCCUUACUGGAACGUUCAGAGUGGCAACGGAAGGUCAAGACGAUGCGGCGUUUUCGAGUACCUCCAGAGCCAAGGCACUGGCACGAAUCUGCGACAUCCGCGUUGACAUGGCGGACUCGAGAGGUUGAAGGUCUACGAAAGGAAAUCAAACAGCUUGAGAUGAGGCAAAGAGCUGAGCGGCGGGAUGUUUGUCACCUGCGUGCCCGCCAGAAGAGGAGCACUAAUGCACAGGGCUCCUGGUGCAGCCGCAGCACUUUGCAUAGUGGUUUCUCGUGCAGUCUAAACUCCAUGCCGUCGAUGCCGUCCACCUCGAGUGAGAUGCGAAGGACAAACUCAAAAGCAGCGAAACCGACCAAAGGAUUGGGUCGGGAGCUCCACGUAAUUCUCGACGAACAGAAGGACGGAAAAACCCUCGGCGCUCUGGGCAAAGCAAAGCUUGGAACGCCCGAGGUGCGUCCUUUGGGUGGCCUUUGUGCAAGAGCUCACAGGGCUGGGAAGCAGGUGCACGUCUGGGGUUGGGAACCGGGUGACUACUGCUUUCGCGAUGAGACUGUUGCGAAUGCGUCAUUUACGCUUCCGGAUGUGCCUCGUUUGGGCUACCGUGAAGCCAUUUUCGAGGCGCAGCUUCUUCAUGAAGUGAUGAAUGGCUGAACGAAGAGUAUGACUCAGUACGACAUCCACUGGAACCAUCUGGAACCUCUCGAUGAAAGAUGAUGAAAGUGCUUUAUGAAAUCCGCUGGAAGAUGC
Messenger RNA from Cladocopium goreaui, 1146 nucleotides. The record is from the annotation of a GenBank genome assembly. NCBI's taxonomy places the organism in Eukaryota, Dinophyceae, Suessiales, Symbiodiniaceae.